This is a messenger RNA of Anopheles coustani, 810 nucleotides long. RefSeq lists its product as uncharacterized. NCBI's taxonomy places the organism in Eukaryota, Metazoa, Arthropoda, Insecta, Diptera, Culicidae. The record is from RefSeq and is a predicted model, not a curated record. Bases 143 to 760 code for a protein of 205 amino acids. The transcript has a single exon.
GUGUGAAUGUUUUUCGUAGUGCGGUGUUAAGCGAAACCUGGAAACCAAAACCGUUUGGGGUCAAGUGAAGCGCAAAAGACAUUACCGGGGACGAUAGUUAGUGGAUUUUGAUACACAUAACACAUUAGAACUAGCCAACAUCAUGCUGCAGCUCGCCUUUCGCAGCUUCUUCUUCAUCGCCGUCAUUCUCGCCUACAGCACCGGCAUCUGGCGGUUGAUCAAUGACUACUUCAGGCACGAGUUCCAGUCCUACCUCAAGCAGGAAGCGCAGACGAACAAGUACCUGCUGCAGAACCCACCCGACGGGGUGAAGGUGGCGGUGCUGGCGGGGCGACCUUUUACCGGCGGCGGAACUACCACCGAAGGAGCAGAAAAUGGCCCACCGAAAGCGGGCGCGGCCCACCGAACGGUGACAGAUUCAAUUAGCGUGUUCGCUAACCUGAUUGCCGGCGGCACGGAUUUCCUCCCGUCGCCGGUGGCCGCAGGGAAGGGGCAGGAGGGGGAGAAGCAGCCAGGUAAGAUGGCGACAGAAGCGGCGGAAGUUACCGAUAUCCGCCAUCCCGGGCAGCGGGAGGAGGAGGGAACGGGACAGGAGGCGGAAGAAGAUAAGUGGAUUGCGUACUGGCAGCAACGGAAGGGGAAGGACGGCAACGGGGGUGCGGAGGCGAACGCGUUCUGUUCGGUCGGACUAAAUCCUUCCGAAUCGCUGCUAGAAGAUACCGAGGAGUGCGGGGAACGCUUGAGUGCGGAAGAUUUGUGACGUUACAUUUUUGGGAAAAGAGGAGCAAAAUAAAAUAUAUGUCAAUCAGU